UUCAUAUUGGUUAUCGUUUGUUUUUCCGCAUCAAUGUUCACGUCGCUUAAAAAUUUACCGUCUGUACUUUACAAACUUCCUACAAUUUUAUUUACAAUGUUCAACACAAUUAUUCGUGAAUUUUUGGCGUCUUUUUAACACUUUUUUAUACUGAUGGAUUACAUCCGCAAACAUGUUUCCUCAUCGGCAGCACUAUUUCAACCGGUUAACCAAAUCUUACCCGCUCCUGAGACUCAUCGACGUUUACGAUAGAGAGUCCUUUAUUCGCGAAUAUGUCUUGGACAACGUGUUCGUUUGUAUCUUCAUGUACAUACUCUUUUACUUUGCCAUCUGGUACGCUCACAAGGUUAUCAAGCGGAUAGAAAAGAAAAAUCGAGAAAUGCUGGCGACAGUAGAAAGGAAUAGAUCAAGGUUAGACGAUAUCAUAGCACUGAAAAAUAAACGCGCAGAGUAUGAAGAAGUCGUCAUCAAAGCGAAAGGCGAUCAAAAAAUAACAACAAAGCAGCUGGAUUUGGAGAUGCGACGAUUAAGUUCGGAACUAGUGUCUACAAUGAGCAAGUUAAACGAGUUAGAGAAAUUUUUGACGAAGAUGAUUUUCAGUGGAAAUUUUGGAAGAAUUGUACCGAGCGAUCGACUAAGAAAGUUGCGACGUUCGAGGGCGAACAAUCAGAAGGAUACGAAGAUUCGGAGAACGCAUUCGAAGACAUUAAGGUACUCGAGCCGUCGUUCCCGCCGCCGAUGCCGCCCGAGCCGCCACCGCGCAAGUUCGGGGUCUUUGCGCGACCACCCGCGGUUGCAGCCUCCUCCGUUACGAACCCGUCCACGAAAAUCGGAUUCAAGUAACAGAGCCUCUGCAGAAACUUCCUCAUCCACUGAAUCGUCUUGCCGAGUUUCCAAUACAUUCAUGAUGAAAUAUCACAUGGAGCAAGGUGAUCGAAAACAGAAUCAUUCGAGCAGGUACUCAUCAAGGAAGUCGGCACCUUUCGAUGCUGUUAAAAAAUUACCUUCUGAAAUUUACGGUCCAAGCGCACCUUUCACAAGGCCUAUCAUAAAUAUCAGUCCCAUUGUCAAUCGCGUUUAAAUUGUCUUUCUGAUUCUGCAAAAGUGAGUUUUUUUUUGCAAAAUAAAAUCUUAAAAUUAUUCUUAUCAAUUAA
Molecule: messenger RNA, 1154 nt
Organism: Nasonia vitripennis (jewel wasp)
Lineage: Eukaryota; Metazoa; Arthropoda; Insecta; Hymenoptera; Pteromalidae
Exons: 9
Coding region: 173-1081 (302 amino acids)
Source: RefSeq, a predicted model, not a curated record